CAAAUAGAAGUGAAUUAAAAAGUUAAUGAGAAUCGUGUCCGGAGUGUAUUUCGUGUAAAGGGAAUAAAUGUAUGAAUACUUUAACAGAAAUCUUGUCACUGUGAAGCACAUAAGGCAGUUACUUAAAUGUGUGUGUAGAAAUCCAGCCAGAAUUUCUACGGUUUUUCACAUGAAGAACUCGGUAGGGGACAGACAGUUCACCAGUUACACUAACACGUUCAAGGGUCACAUUGAAUGUUCAGAAGUAGUAUAAGCACCACCACCACCACCACCCCGCGAUACACUUAGGGACAAGGUACCAUAAAAGGCAAAAUUUCCUUUUCCUUGGGAGGAAAGGGACGGACGAAGGAUUUGAAUGCAGGAGCUUUUAAAAAAUGAAACAAUCUACUGAAAGGGAAAAAAAAUCGAAGGAAAUAGAAGGGGACUUCCAAGCACAGAGUAACACAGAAAGGAAGGUGAAAAAAAAAAUGGCAAAAUAAUUUAAGGGUGGUGGAAGCUGAGGGAGAUGACAAGUGCAAGAGACGAGAAAAUCAGUAAGACACACACACGAAGAAAGUGAAGCAAUGGAAACAACCAAAAGAACAAGAGGCCAUAGAAGAUCAAACUCCCCAGCAAACUCCUGCUCAACACAAGGAUUCAUGUAGUGUUUGUAAGCAGAAGGAUGAGAAGACUUUUAUCAAGAGACUUCUGCACUGUUGACAACCUGAAGGCACUUUCGAUGGCUCAGUCCUCAACUUUACCACUGCCAACAGUGGAAAGCCUUGUGUCUCAGCACUUACUUUGUCAUUCAUCCAUUCGGAAAAGUGACUGGGAACUCCUCCCUGGAAGGAUUACACGUAUGGGCAAAUUAUUUUUCACAACAGAUGUAUUGUUUGAUGGAACUGGUAGACAGAGUCUGUUACUUGCAGAGUUCUAGGGUUAUAGCUAAAGUUUCUGUCACUGCUACAAAUUCUCAUUUAACAGCUGACUGCUUGUAGAUGACUAAAAUGUUUGUAAGCUAUAAUAAUAAGGCUUUGCUUUCUGCUGUGUAAUUUGCUAACUUAAAAAUAAGUUUAAUGCUUGAGAAAAACUAACCUAGGAUAAUUUUGGCUGGGCAUAUUCAUAUUGUAUGCGUCAAAAAUGAAAAUGACAAGUAGCUUACUAAUAUAUUAGUUUGUAAACAGUAUUAUUUUAUAUUUUAAACAAAUGAAACUUCUAAUUGUAUACUUUGAUUUAGAGAUUUUCCAAAGAAUGCUGCAAGAGUUUCCUGAAACAUUUAAAGAGCUAGAUAUGCUGAGUUCUAUAUUUCCUAACAAGGUUUGUAUAUCAUUUAUUUAAAUAAUCAGUUUAAAACUUGAGGAUUACUCUGAUUUAUUGUGUUAUAGCUACAAAACAAUCUGUAACUACUUACCGUGAUUUUUUUAAUUAGAGGUGGUGAAUCAGAAGAAAAUGUGCUCCUAUCUUACAAAACUGUUAGGAUCGUGAUAUACACUAAGUUCAAUAUCAACAAAAGAGAGAUCUAUUUGAUAAGUGCUGAAUGAUCAACAUUUAUACAAUUUACAUACAUUAAUAUGUGCUUAAUUUGGAAAUUGAGAGUAAAUCAUAUGUUCAUGAGACCUGACUAUUGAAAUUGGCCCAAGGUUGUACUAUUUUUAUUGUGAUGCUGCUUAUGCUAUUUACAAAUGUCCAGGCAGAAAACAGGCUGUUAACUAUUACAUGGAGGACUUUCCCUCUCUCUGCCUACCUCUUAGGUGAAAGAGACAGCAAAGCUCAUGUACUACUGGAAACUUGACAAUGAAUUUACUUUGCAAUAUGUGAUUUAAAUACAACUGAGGUUGUCUUGGGGGCUCUACAAGCAGUCAGUUUUCAGAUUUCAUAAUCAAUUCAUUUUCCCUCUUGUAUUUGGAUGUCAAAUAAACCUUUGUAAAUCUAGCAUCCCAAAUAAAAUUUUGUCCUUAUUUACACAAAAGAGAUUAUUUAGAUGCACUGAAUGAGAUAAUGGAAAAUAGAAUAUAGAACUGUUGGGGCAGACUAAACCUUACUGAGCCCCUACAAUCUGGUCUCCUGCUUUUCAAUCCUAUAUCUCUGUACUAUUUCAGUAAAUAAAUCUGACUAGUGCAAUUAGUAGAUGCCAUCUGUUUUGGCAUAAUUUUUUCUAUUUUUAAUAUAUAGUCCAUCUUUUAAAAAAAGGGUUUUGCAGAAAAUCUGUGGAGUUUGAACAAGCGGCCUUCCCAAGAUGUGCCGCAUAUCUCAACUGAUGUCAACACCAGUAGCAAGUUCCUCCAGGUUGGACAGAGAAUGUGCUGGAGAACUGUCUACUACAUGUAUUUUCCAAGGUAUGCCAUGGAGCUUUUCUCAAUCAAAUUUAACAGAUUUCCUUAUAGUAUGUCAUGCUUUGUCUACCUGUGGCUUCCUGGAUGGUGACAUUUCCUUUGAAAGCUCCAUAGAUUCCUUGACAGGUUUCCACCAUAUCUGUCACCAAAGUCCCAGGUUCCUCAUCAAUGGCUACUGCAUACGGACAAAGGACAGAUUCCUCUGUGGCAAAGAUGACAUAACUCUGAACCCCUCAUAGACCUGUGUUAUAUAUAAGGAGAACUUAGGAUCCAGAUCAGAAAUGGCACACAUCUCUUCUGCUCACAUUUCCCUGGAAGAUUUUACUGUCUUGGCUGCACCUAAUGGCCAGGGAGCAAGAAGACUGAGUCCGUCUGUGCCUAAGAGAAAGAGUAGAGUAUAUUACACCAAGGUUUACUGUUUCUGUCAUACAAUUAUAAGAUCAGGCUACAAGCCUACUGGCUUGUGCUAUGAUAUCCUUUUCGCCACACCCAAAGCUACAUUAAUUCAGUCAGAAAAAAGGAAAAUAUGCCAUUUUCUAUCUUCUCUCUUCAACAUAAGUGCCUCUAAAUACUGGUUGCGUGGAAGCACCUAUGGUGAUAUUGGCGCUUGCCUGAGGGAGGGCAUCUGGCUGAAGGGCAUCAGGGUGCUGAAUACAUCUCACUGCAGACAGAAUGGGAGAGGAGACAUGACUGGAGCAAUUAAAAAAAAUAACAUGAUUCAAAUGCCAUUUUGA
Molecule: messenger RNA, 3046 nt
Organism: Chinchilla lanigera (long-tailed chinchilla)
Lineage: Eukaryota; Metazoa; Chordata; Mammalia; Rodentia; Chinchillidae
Gene: Tmem71
Product: transmembrane protein 71
Source: RefSeq, a predicted model, not a curated record